AUGUCGACGCUUUCAUCUCCCCGCCCGUCGAUUGCAUCGUCGCGAGCACACUCUCCGACGCCCGCCUCGUCACGUCGGCCGUCCGUCGAUACUCUCAACACGGGGACGCCCACCACGCGGGCGGUCUCGCCGUCACUACGCACGCACCGCAACCGAACAGCGCUACGAGACUACUACAACCUCAAGCCCGGGUCGUCUCCCGUGUCUGGCUCCGGAGCAGCAGCAGGGCGGUCACGGAGCAUCCCGCGAACAACAGACGCAGGCGACCUGUCGAGCCCGUCGGUGCUGACGGCGGCAGCGGCAGCGGCGGGGACGGAACUGGACAACCCGGAGUUCGACGCAGAGGGGUACGUGAGCCAGCUUCUGGCGACGUCGUCGCUGUCGACGGUGCUCAAGGCAGAGAACACGUUGGUGGGGGAUAUCCGGACGCUGGACGGGGAGCGCAAGGCGCUCGUCUACGACAACUACUCGAAGCUGAUCCGGGCGGUGGAGACGAUUGGGAAGAUGCGACGCAGCAUGGACGAGCGCGGCACACCCCUGACCAUGACCAAGACGCUGGGGCCGGCGAUCUCCUUUGUGGCCGAGACGGCAGGCAGCCUGAUCCGCCAAGGCGAGGAGCAGCGCCGGCGCAUGAAGGAGGCCAAAGUCUCGCAGUCGUCGGCGGAGCAGGGCGCGGCGGACCGCGAGACAGUGCGGUGGGUGCUGGCCACGCCGGCAAGACUGCGCACGCUCAUCGCGGAGGGGAGGCGAGAGGACGCAGAGAGGGAUUGGACUGAGAUCCGGGCGUUGCUGGAUGGAUGGCCCGGCGUGGGGGGGGUCACCGAGCUGCACGACGAGUGCAUGAGAAUUAUGGACUCAAAAUUUGACAGUGUAUAA
Penicilliopsis zonata CBS 506.65 is the source of this 876-nucleotide messenger RNA. RefSeq lists its product as hypothetical. Gene Ontology annotation, cellular component: membrane; GARP complex; EARP complex. Lineage: Eukaryota; Fungi; Ascomycota; Eurotiomycetes; Eurotiales; Aspergillaceae. The transcript has a single exon. The record is from RefSeq and is a predicted model, not a curated record. Gene Ontology annotation, biological process: Golgi vesicle transport; Golgi organization; retrograde transport, endosome to Golgi. The coding region runs from base 1 to 876 and encodes 291 amino acids.